Enterospora canceri is the source of this 237-nucleotide messenger RNA. The record is from the annotation of a GenBank genome assembly. NCBI's taxonomy places the organism in Eukaryota, Fungi, Microsporidia, Enterocytozoonidae.
AUGGAUUUGGAUGCCAAUAAGGUGAUCAACUGUUCGGUCCACAAGGAUUUCAUCUAUUUCAGGAUGUUCAAGUUUGUCUUAUCACUAUCAGAGAAGAAGUUGAAGAAUACCAAAACACGGAUGAAUGAAAUUGGACCACAGAUGACACUUAGGUUGUACAGAUUCACAGAAGAAGUGGAGGGAAAGAAAGCUGUGAAACACUACAAGAAAUACAUCAAGAAUAGGAAUCUGUUGUAG